AUGAACCAAGCGACUAAUGAAAAAUCUGAAAAAGAACCAGAACCCGAAAACGUAAAUGAAGAUUCGCUUCCCCAAAAUGAAGGGGCAAAAAGGAAAAAUACAUGCAUGUUAAAUGACGAUUAUAAUAAUAAGAAAAAGGUAAAGGUGAACAAAUCUGUUAACGACAAUGAAGAGUAUGAACAAGAAAGUGAAGAACAAAAUAAAACAAGAGACCUUUUAGACAAUACAAAUAAUAAUCCUUGUUAUUUAAACCAAAUUAAUAAAAAUGAAAACAGCAAUUUGAUGAAAGAGAGUAACUUAAACCAACUUGACCAUGUGAACAAAUGCAAUGAUACAGUGGGAGCUGAUAUCUCAAUAAUUGCUGAAAAUCAUGAAAAUAAAAACGAAAACGAUGAAGAUAACGCUAUCGGUUUUAACGGUGAUAGUAAGGAGCGGAAUCCAAAUGAACCCACUUCAAUAGAUGCACACCAAAAUAGCUAUUCUUCAAAGGAAUACAAUAAAGGACAAAUGGAUACAAGCAGUUACCAUCACGUAGGAGAGACAUGUCAAAGGGAAAGUGAAGGGCUAAGAAUAGAAAAGGAACUUAUAAACAAAUUAACAAACGAAAGAUACAGUGAAAGAUAUUUACAAUUGCUAGAGGAGAAAAAAAAAUUACCAGCAUGGAGUGCUAAGAAAAACUUUUUAAAACUUUUUAAAAAAAAUAAUGUAUUAAUUAUAAUUGGUGAUACAGGUAGUGGAAAAACAACGCAAAUAUCACAAUUCGUGUUAGAAUCUAAAUUUUCUGAAAAAAAAUCUGUAGCUGUAACGCAACCAAGAAGAGUAGCAGCUAUGAGUGUAGCUGCAAGAGUAUCAGAAGAGUUAGAUGUAGAAUUAGGAACAUAUGUAGGAUAUACAAUCAGAUUCGAAGAUAGAUCAAGUGCGAAAACUGUGAUCAAAUAUUUAACAGAUGGUAUGCUACUAAGGGAAUCAAUGUAUGAUCCGUUAUUAAAACGUUAUAACACUAUUAUCCUGGAUGAGGCACAUGAAAGGACUUUAGCCACUGAUAUUCUUUUUGGAGUUAUAAAAAAUAUACAGGAACAAAGAAAUGAUUUAAAAUUAAUAGUCAUGUCUGCUACAUUAGAUGCAGGGAAAUUUCAGAAAUUUUUUAAUGGUUCACAAAUACUUAAUAUACCUGGGAGAUUAUAUCCAGUAGAAAUUUUUUACACACUUCAAGCAGAAAAGGAUUAUAUAAAAGUAGUAAUUAGAACGGUUUAUGAUAUACAUAUAAAUGAGGAUGAUGGUGAUAUCUUAGUGUUCCUAACGGGAGAAGAAGAAAUAGAAAUGACAAAAAAAGAAAUUGAAAAAUUAGUGUCCAAAAAUUCUAGUGCAGGGCAAUUGGUGGUAUUACCUUUAUAUUCAUCAUUACCAUCGUCGCAACAACAAAAAAUUUUCGAGCCAGCACCAAAACCAAGAUUUAAAGGAGAUAAAAUGGGAAGAAAGUGUAUCUUAGCAACUAACAUAGCUGAAACAUCGCUAACAAUUGAAGGAAUUGUUUAUGUUAUCGAUCCUGGAUUUUCAAAACAAAAAGUUUAUAAUCCAAGAGCAAGAGUUGAAUCCUUAUUAAUUGCUCCUAUAUCGAAAGCUUCAGCACAACAAAGGGCCGGAAGAGCAGGAAGAACAAAACCUGGAAAAUGUUUUCGUUUAUAUACAGAAAAAUGUUUUGAACAAACAUUACCUGAACAGACGUAUCCUGAAAUAUUAAGAUCCAAUUUAGGUUCUGUUGUUUUAAAUUUAAAAAAAUUGGGAAUAGAUGAUUUAGUUCAUUUUGAUUUUAUGGAUCCCCCAGCACCUGAAACUUUAAUGAGAGCUUUAGAACAGUUAAAUUAUUUAGGAGCUUUGGAUGACGAAGGAGAAUUAACACAUAAAGGGCAUUGUAUGUCAGAAUUUCCUGUAGAUCCACAACUAGCUAAAGUAUUGAUUGAAUCCCCAAAUUAUUCUUGUUCAAGCGAAAUAUUAACAAUCGCAGCUAUGCUUUCUGCUCCCUACUGUUUUUUACGGCCAAAAGUAAAGGGUAAAGAAGCAGAUGAAAUGAAAACACGAUUUUCACAUUUAGAUGGAGAUCACUUAACACUAAUGAAUGUUUUUCAUACAUACGUAAAAUAUUCCCUAGUAGAUAUAAAUGCAUCUAAAAAGUUUUGUUAUGAUUAUUUUCUAAAUCAUCGAGCUAUGACAUCUGCUCAAAAUGUUAGAAAUCAACUAAUCAGGACAAUGGAAAAAUUGGACCUAAAAAUUGUUUCCAUGAACCCCUCCAAUCCUGAAUAUUAUGUUAAUAUAAGAAAGGCCUUGUUAAGUGGGUUCUACCAACAAGUGGCAUAUAAAACUAGCAAAGGAUACUACAUAACUGUCAAGGAUACACAAAUAGUCACACUACAUCCAUCAACUGUGUUCCAAAUAAAUCCCGAAUGGGUCAUGUAUCAUGAACUGAUAUUGACCACCAAAAAUUUUAUAAGGACAGUUACCAAAAUUGAUGGAAAAUGGCUACUCGAAAUUGCCAAAAGUUACUAUGACUUGGACGACCUUCCUAACAGUGAGGCAAAAAAUGAGCUCAAGAUGAUUCAUAAAAAGUUGUAA
Molecule: messenger RNA, 2610 nt
Organism: Plasmodium gonderi
Lineage: Eukaryota; Apicomplexa; Aconoidasida; Haemosporida; Plasmodiidae
Product: pre-mRNA-splicing factor ATP-dependent RNA helicase PRP43
Exons: 1
Coding region: 1-2610 (869 amino acids)
Cellular component (GO): intracellular anatomical structure
Molecular function (GO): ATP binding; RNA binding
Source: RefSeq, a predicted model, not a curated record